Messenger RNA from Metopolophium dirhodum (rose-grain aphid), 6710 nucleotides. RefSeq names its product transcription factor SOX-5-like. Gene Ontology annotation, biological process: cell differentiation; anatomical structure morphogenesis; regulation of DNA-templated transcription. NCBI's taxonomy places the organism in Eukaryota, Metazoa, Arthropoda, Insecta, Hemiptera, Aphididae. The transcript is spliced from 3 exons. Gene Ontology annotation, molecular function: RNA polymerase II cis-regulatory region sequence-specific DNA binding; DNA-binding transcription factor activity, RNA polymerase II-specific. The record is from RefSeq and is a predicted model, not a curated record. Bases 670 to 2319 code for a protein of 549 amino acids.
UUAGUUUCGUACUUUCGUCAUUUCAUACUUGGUACUUAGUGUUAUUACGCGGUUACGUGCGGGUGGUCGUGCGUGCUUUUACGGAUACCGCUGCGGUUACGCUACACCUACGGUUGUGACCAGUGUCAGUCUCGUGGAUAUCCGAACUUAGUAAAGUUGUUACCCGUUUCUAGACUAACCAACUGUUUCUCGACAGAGGUAAAGGCGUGUGACGAGCGUGACGUCUGAAAAAAAAACCCGUCGUGCAGAAAUCGUCUCCGCAAUGUACGAGAGUGUUGUACUCGUUAGUCGUUUUGUAAACACAAAGCCCGCCGAUCAAACUAUUAAUAUUAUUAUUUAUUAGGCAGACUAAUUUGUUUCGUUCGUAUCGUGGGUUCUACGAUUAUCUCUGUAUGUGAACAAUUUCGGCAGCCGCUCGCUGAAUAGUGCACACAUCGUCGAAUAGCAGAGGUUAUAUACCUACAACAUUGACAUGUUUAGGUCUGUCUAUUCGCAGCUGCCUAUAAUACGUAUAAAAUAAAACCUCGCGCACUAUUGCAGCACGCACACACAUACUUGUUGCGUGUCAGUUGCAUCACCAUCAUCAUAUUAUAUAGUUAGCCGGAAAAACACGUCGGCGGCGGCGACUGCCGGUGACUGCUACGACGUCGGCGGCUGACGAACGGACCAAUGGGAAAGUGGCUGGCGGUCGAUAAGAGGCGGGAACGGUGGCGGUACGCCAUUGGCGGGGCGCCGCGGACAACCGCCGGCGCCGCCGUUGGAACCGCCGCCGUGUGCCGCCGCGUGUGCUGCACACGCAUUUCGGACACCGUGACGCGCGGCCCACUGCAGCUGCUGAUCGGCCGUGCAUGCAUUUACUGUCUUCUCAGCGGCAACCCGUCCGCCCGUUUCGCCGGCACUCUUCACGCGCUGCACCGUCACCACAGAAUCUCACUGCCACCAGCCGGACGACUCAGCUGUUCACGGCCGGUGCAGGUCAUGAGCAACGGCAAGACCACCACGCCACCGGCCACUGCGGCCAAUGCGGCCGCCGCAGCAGCAGCGGCUGCAGCAGCCGCGGCCGCGAUGCUGCUGCACCAGCACCAGUCGCCGGCGCUGAACCAGCAUCACGCCGCGGCGGCCGCUGCCGCAGCCGCGGCCUAUCACCAGCACCAACAGCAGCAGCACCAACACUUGCAGCAGCACCUGCAGCACCGAGCUCAACACGAACAACAAAUGCACCAUCAUCACCAACAGCAGCAACAGCAACAGCAGCACCAACAGCAACAGCAGCAGCACCAGCAACAGCACGGCGGUACGGCCACGACUGUGGCGGCGGCCGUCCAGGAAGCUGCAGCAGUUGUCCAACAACAGCAGCAGCAGCAGCAGCACAUCAAGCGGCCCAUGAACGCGUUCAUGGUGUGGUCCAGGGGACAGCGGCGCAAGAUGGCCCAGGAAAACCCGAAGAUGCACAACUCCGAGAUCAGCAAGCGGCUGGGAGCCGAGUGGAAGCUCCUUACCGAACCCCAGAAACGGCCGUUCAUCGACGAAGCCAAACGGUUGAGGGCGCUACACAUGAAGGAGCAUCCGGACUACAAGUAUCGUCCACGGCGGAAGCCCAAGACAAUGGUGCAGAAGAAAACCGACACCAGUGCUGUGUCCGGCAAACCGGUGCCAUACUCGGUGCGCGACUUGUUGCCGCAACACGAAUCGUCGGCAGCUGGCUCCGGUAACGGGUCUGCCACGGUGUCGGGCGCCGGAUCGAUGGUGCAUAUGUCGACGGCCAGUGAACAUCAGUCGGCUGCCACCGCGGUGGCUGUGGCCAAAUUCCCGCGCGCCUACUUCUCGCCUUACCAACACCACCACUACCCGUCCUCGUUCUACCAGCAGGUGGCCAAGGACCUGUCGACGGUGGCCGGAAAUGGUGGCACUGGCACUGAAGCAGCCGCCGCGGGCAAAGCCGUCCACGACCUGGCACUGCACGCGCUCUACGGCAGCUCUCUGUACUCCCGGGCCGUGUCGCUGGCUACCGGGUGGCCGAUGAUGGCCGCGGCGAACGCGACGGCGGCCGGCUCCAACGGCGGCUGUCCUGUCAACUGCGCCGAGUGCGGUCAACACGCGGAACGUCCGUCCCAAUCGUCGCUGCAGCCGCUGCCACCGCCACCUCCCAGGCCGGCGCACGAGUCGUCCACGUCGUCGUCCACGCCGUCGCCACCCGCCCAGCUUCCGCCGCCACCGCUACUGUCAACUUCCGCCGCCGUCAUCAAGCGGCCCAUCGCUCUGCUUGUCAAGCCGGAUCGCGUCGGGCCGGGCGGACUACACGCGCAACAUGUCAUAUGAAAACCGCUGCCGGUUCUACCGGAACCGGCCGCCGGCACAGCCUGCACCGCUGCCGCCAUGUCGGCCGCCGUCCAGUGCGGUUGGCCGCAGUGUUCGUCGUCCUCGUCGUCAUCGCCACCACCGCCGCCGUCGACGACGACGUCUCCCCUGGCCACACCGCCGUGGUGGCUCCAACAGUUGCAGCAGCAGCUGAUGAUGUGCAGCGGCAACGGUGGGCACAGGAACACUACUGCAGCUGCUCGCGGAUCUCCCGGACCGCCGCCUGCCUCUUCGGCCACCGCCGCCCAAGACCAUCAACCGGACUAGAUGAGUGCCACGUGCAUCACUCUCUCCACCACUGCGGUAAGGUUAAAACUACAUAUUAUUUGUGAUGUAUAUGACGAAGAAGAAGAGAAAACGGCCAUCGAGGACUUCAUUUUUUGUUUUUUAUGUAAAUAAUAAUAAUUUUAUAAUAAUUUUUCAUUACGUAUUAAUCAGUUGGAAGAUAAUAAUGUAAACAAAAAAUUUGGAAAACCUGCAGUUGAUAUGAUAGUAAAAUAUGAUACGUGUUAUCGCAAUCCAGUGUAGUAGCCGGCACAUUUGUCACGGACAAGGCCGUAAAACAGCAUAAUUUCGUUAACGUUUGCAAUUUUUACCACGCAAUUUUUUUUUACUUUUAACUACUUUUUUCAGUUUAUAAUAUCGUUCAAUAAAAUUAGUAAUUUUAGUUAUUUUACCCACUAAUUUAUAGUUAGACCUUUUUAAUGACAUUUAUGACGUUUUUGACUAUUCACUCACUGAAACUAUUCCAGAUGUGAGAACUAUAGGUUUUAUACUGAUAGUGGUGAAAUAUUAAGAUUACAAAAAAUAUAAAAUGCAAUAAGUAUAAAAUAACCUAACCUAACCUAUAAAAUAAACAAAUAUGAGGCAUUGCAUAAAAAUAAAGUCCGAAUAAAAAAAUUAAUAAUUUACGUGUAUUUCGCCUAUAAUUUUAUCUCAAAUAUUUUCUAAAUUUAUUUAUUUGAUAAAUAUAUAUCAAAACAUAUUAUUUUAACUUUUCAGUUAAUCGCGAAUUUGACGGUUAAAAACAUGAGUGCUCUUUAUUACACGUUAUUCCAGAACUCGUAGGAUGCAUAAUAAUUUAUUACGACAAAGUAAUAGUCGUGUGAUAAUAUGCCAUAAUAUAUAACUCUAGCCGGUAAAUAGUAGAAUGGUAUAUAAUCGACACCAGAUACAUUUGUUGGAGAGAACUUAAAUAACAAAUUACCUAAAUAAAACCGGAACCUAAGGAAGUGGUAGUAAAAAAAUGUAUGCCUCCCACACCCCGGCUACUGCACAAGCUUUUGACACUGUGUAUCUGCCUAUUGUAUACAUCGUAUUAUAUUUUGACGUAUAAUAUUAUUUUAUUGAAAAUAAAAAAAUGAUCUUCCGUUGUUUUUUGUGCGCACAAUUUAUGAAUAUGCAUUUACGAUACCGAUAAGUCCUCUAUGUUUUAAUAUUAUAUUAUUAUUAUUUUACGUUAUAUAUAUAUUUCUUCACCUGUGUAUAAUAAAUAUUAAAUUAUUAUGUGUGUAUAACAUAUUAUUAUGUAUGUAUGUAUAAGUUAAACAUUUAAUUUCGGUAAUAUCAUGUUCUGUUUUUUUUUGUAGAAAUGGAAGUAUUCAAUAGUAUUUUCAAUGUAAAUUAAAAAGUUCUGGUUAUACCUAUAUAUUAUAAUGUACGGUUAUUUGUUAUUCUUAUUUUAUUUUCAAAAGCAAUAUUCUUUAAUUUGUAUAGUUUAUUAUUUACGAUUAAAAUGGCCGAUCGACAACGGUCGUACCUAUAUUAUAAUAUAUCCUUUAAUUUCAUUUUGUACCCAUUUAACAAUAUAAAAUCCAUUUAUAAUGCUCUUUGAUCAGAUAAACUUUAUAUAAGCAAAAGUCACCAAGAAGUCAUCAUUAAUCUGUCGGGUGACGAUAAGUUUGGAAAAAGCAACGGCACCAUCACGUUUACAAUUAUUGUUGUAUUCCGGUUAGGAGUGGUAUUAUUAUACACUCGAAGUAAGUUUCUGAUCUCGGCGAACGGUUAAUGUAUUUUUUUAAAUUACUAUUGUGUUCUGUUUAUUUUAUAUACGAGUAUAUAAUAAUAUAUAUAGGCCAAAAUAUUAUUUCAGCGGCAAACCGUAAGAUAAAAAGUCAAUUCAAUUUUCAUUAUUUCCGAGUUUAUUUGAGUGAAAAAAUUGUUUCAUUGUUCGAUCCACAAUGCUAUAACACACCUAUAUCUGCGCUGUAUAUUAAACGAAAACAAAUUAAACACAUUUCGUAGCGGUAGAAAUGAAGUAUAAAAAGUCCGGGAACGGGACAAAGGCUGUACGAAUAAGAAUGAAGACCGUUUCAAAAUAUGCAAAUUCUAUUACACGUAUAGGUAUUUUACGAUUUGCGUCAGUUAAGGGUCCCGGUGCUAGUUUUUCAAAUUUUCCACGAUUCUAUAAUAUUUGAAAAUUCAAUUUUAUAUUUUAGUUGCCUCCUCAAUUAUAACACUUUUCCACUAAUCUACCACCCGAUACCUAUUUAGGGAGAUUGAUAAAGUGUAUUAUAUCGAAAAAAAUGACUACGGGAAUAACUCUCAAGCUUUGUAAAAUAACGGAUUUUGAUGACAAUUUUUUUAUCUGAAAGAAGAAGACUUCCUAAAGCCUGCAUCGAUCUCUGAUUUUGUAUUUUAUUUAAAAUAAUUGUAUAAAAAAAUGCUUUUUAUCUUGUAUUUUUUUUAGACAUAUUAUAAAGUUUGAGAAUAAAAUAUUAAAAAACAGAGAUCGAUGCGGGCUGUAAAAUAUUCCCCUCUAGCAAUUAAAAAAAAAUUAUGAAAUUUGGUUGAUUUUUCAAGGCGGUAUCGUUAUUCCCGCAGAGUGUAUUUUUGAGGACAAAAUGGCAUCAGCACCGGGUGCCUUAAUUAAUAAGCGUAUUAUCACUAGUUUAAAAUGCCUCAAUAAUACUUAUCAUAAAGGUAUAUUAUAUUUUAUUAAACCUCGAUCAUCUGUCUGUUCAACAAUUUCACAAUGGUAUGCUUCUCCAAUUGAAAAUAAAACUUCAACUGUUUAUUAGCUGAUAACCGCAUGUAUGGUUAUAAUGCGUAUAGCGAACGACUGUAAUUCGGUUUCGUACCAAUAGAGUAGUUGGCACCUAAUGGCUAAUAUACUAUUAAACUACACUCGACGUUAUGGAUUUUUUGAAAUUGUAACAAAAUAUUAUCUAUUUGAAACGGCCACAAUAAAAAUCGGAGAUGUAAUAAACUUAACCAAUAAACGUAAGUUCAACCGAACGAGCUAGAUAUUAUCAGGACGAGUCUUGACGUUCGUGUCAAAUAUUACGGGCAUAUUACGCACUGUGUAUGCUCAAACUGCACUCCUUGCAUAAACCAAAAUGUUCGAAUUGCACUCGGGGUCAAAAAAGAUUAUGUUAAAAUUUCAUUCAAACCGAUCAUUCCAUAGAAUUUAUAAAUUUUAGUUGAAAAUUGCGUGAGUGUGUCGAUGGGUUUAGUAUUACAAUGACGUAUUACACGACAUAAUAUUAGUUUAGAAAUAUAUAAAUGAAUUGAUUAAGUAAAUGUAUAUUUUUAUACUAUCAUUUUGGGGUUGUAACUUAAUGUAGUAUUUAAAUUAUAGCUGUUUAUUUAAUUUUAGAUAUAAAAAAUGCAAAAUAUUAUUCUUCUGAUUGUCGACUGAUAUUCUGUACCUAUUCAUUAGUACCUAAAUAGAUGUUUUUUUGAACUGGUUUUGAACCUUUUUUCGAACCCGUGUGCAUUCGAACAUAACAUUUUUCUGUACCGAGUAUCCUUUACCCAUUCACCCGUUAAAAAUGCGAGGUUGGAAUUCUUUAAUAUGUUGGGAUUAGGCUAAAAUACAAUUAUUAAGCACGUGUAAAUGGAUUUUGACGAGAUGAAUGGCUACGGGUAAAAUGCCCUAAUGACUACCUACUUAUUGGAUCGAUCAGUAUUAUAAUAACUUAUUAUCAAUAAGUUAUAUCCAAACGAUGGUUUUGUGCAAUAUAGUUUUGUAAUUUACUUACCAUGUUUUCGAAAUGUAUUUAUUUUAAUUAAUCAUGUUUUGUAAUAAAUAAUCGUAUCUUUUUAUUUUAUACCCCCUUGAGAUGAAAAAAUUAUUAUUGUAUAAAUCGAUAUAAAUAUCGAGAACUAACUACCUAGGAAGUUAAUUAUUUAUUACCUGUUUUUUUUUACAAUUAAUGAAAAAAACCUUACCUUACCAGGUAUACAGUGGGCUGUUGUGCUGUUCUCAUAAUAUAAUACAUUUAUUGGUAUUUUUUAUUUAUUUAUUAUUAUUAUUAUAUUUUUUUUGUAAUUAUAGUGACCUAUAUGUAUCAGCAUGUUGACAUGUGCACUUAUAAAAUAAUUUAGUUGAAAUAAUAUAUACCUACAUA